Cornus florida is the source of this 1317-nucleotide messenger RNA. Its product is annotated as novel plant SNARE 13. NCBI's taxonomy places the organism in Eukaryota, Viridiplantae, Streptophyta, Magnoliopsida, Cornales, Cornaceae. The record is from RefSeq and is a predicted model, not a curated record. Bases 170 to 985 code for a protein of 271 amino acids. Gene Ontology annotation, molecular function: SNAP receptor activity; SNARE binding. Gene Ontology annotation, cellular component: SNARE complex; endoplasmic reticulum membrane; ER to Golgi transport vesicle membrane. Gene Ontology annotation, biological process: vesicle fusion; retrograde vesicle-mediated transport, Golgi to endoplasmic reticulum. The transcript is spliced from 11 exons.
GCUGCCUGUAUCAUAAUCAUUUUUUUAUUCUUUAUUUACCAACAAAAAAAAACAACGAUUCUCUCUCCUCUCUCACUCUUCCACGCUUUUCUCUUUCGUUCUAAGAACCCUAAAACGGAAUUGGAGUAGCCGGUGGGGAUUUUGUUUCUGACCGGCGACGAGAGACAGAAUGGCGAAUACGGACUUGCAGAUGACCCCUCAGUUGGAGCAGAUCCACGGAGAAAUUCGUGACAAUUUCCGAGCUCUCGCGAAUGGCUUUCAGAAGCUGGAUAAAAUUAAAGAUUCCAAUAGACAAAGUAAACAGCUGGAGGAUCUUACAGGGAAGAUGAGGGAGUGUAAAAGGCUAAUCAAGGAGUUUGAUCGAGAAAUUAAAGAUGAAGAGGUCAGAAAUCCUCCUGAGGUUAAUAAGCAACUCAACGACGAGAAGCAAUCCAUGAUCAAAGAGCUGAACUCAUAUGUGGCCUUGAGAAAAACGUAUAUGAGCAGCCUUGGCAAUAAGAGGGUUGAACUCUUUGAUACAGGAGCAGGUGUUAGUGACCCUACAGCUGACGAAAAUGUUCAAGUUGCAUCAGCAAUGUCAAAUCAGGAGCUUAUAAAUGCUGGUACGAAGACGAUGGAUGAGACUGAUCAGGCUAUUGAACGCUCCAAACAGGUUGUUGAACAAACAGUUGAAGUGGGAACCCAAACUGCUGUUACUUUGAAAGGCCAAACUGAACAAAUGGGUCGUAUUGUUAAUGAGCUGGAUACAAUUCAGUUCUCUAUUAAGAAGGCAUCCCAGCUUGUGAAGGAGAUCGGUAGGCAGGUGGCUACAGAUAAAUGCAUCAUGCUUUUUCUUUUUCUUAUUGUCUGCGGUGUAGUAGCCAUAAUUAUUGUGAAGAUUGUGAAUCCCAACAAUAAAAGCAUCAGGGACAUACCUGGAUUGGCUCCUCCGGCUCCCGCCGCACGGAGACUGUUGUAUCUCAGGCCUCGGGAACAUUUUGAGUAAAUUCAUCUCCAGUGAGGGAGUAGCUAUUCUGGUCCAUUAUUUUGAUUGGCGUUGUGGGAAGAAACAAGAAGGAAGAUUGGAGCCGGAGUAAUGAUAUUUGCGGCAAUCUGUUGGUUUUUAUUUUAAUAUAUUCUUGGCUGACAUGUGCAUAUGAUGUUUAUGGUUUUCUUUGUAUAAAUCGUUUGUGAGGUUUGGUUUUUUACACUGAUUACCUUUGCAUUGUUUUGAAUGCUAUGGUCUUUCUGUAAACCUUCCAAGACUGUUGUAGUGUUAGAAGAAAUAAUCUGUUGAUAAACUCUGCAAUGAAAUCCCAUAUACUUGUCCUCGUUAAA